AAAACAGUGAGACAGAGAAGUUGUGCAUUCAGCUAAGCUGCAAAAGUCCUCCCUCCUCCCUGCAUUUCACCACCCCAUGGAAAUCGCUCUCUCUCUCUCUCUCCUCUCUCUCUCUCUCUCUCUCUCUCUCUCUCUCUCUCUCUCUCUCUCUCUCUUUCUCUGCAGCUGUAGUAUGCUUAGCAUCACCUCCAAAGAGCAAGUGCCUUUACUUGAGCAGAGGAGGGUGUGGGGAGAGGAGGGUGGCCGCAUGAGAAAGAGACAACAGUCCUCAGAAGUGUGCACCAGGGAGCAUUUAUGACUUUGCAGAGAGAGCUGGAAAGUGCCCAGGGAGACGAGCAGAGGUGUUGGAGUACGAAAGUGGCGGCUGGGGCUGGGGCUGGGAGAGCGUGGAGAGGAUGAAUCAAACACUGACGCUGUUGAUCCCUGGCGCAGCGAAGAAGCUGGAGCUGGAGAGUGAAAAGGUUGCUGGAUCUUGAAGGGAGGCUCGAGGGAUCCUUUUCACGAAACAGGGUUGCAAAGCUGACUGGAGAAAGAUUGCAACACAUUUGCUACAAAUUUUCCUCCUCUUAAAGCAUCAAGGCUAGAGAUUGAGACCAUUAAGAUACCUCCUGCUGAUGCAGUCUCAACUAUAAGUGGAUUACGACGGCAAUAUUUUGGGACUGCUCUAUGAGAAAGGAAGAGGAAAUCCUUAAGUGCUGGAUUUACAUCCGUCUGAGUGGAAGAGGAUCCUGUGGCACUUUUGUCUUUCUUUUCCUGUGGAUUACAGAUGGGUUUUGUGAUCUUUCGGCAGUCUCAUGGAUGACUGCACACCAGUCAUUAGGAUAAAGUACAGAGGGGGACUCAAGUGAGUACUGAGAUGAAUCUUUAUCUGCGAAGAUUAGGUAAACAAGAAUGUUGAAGGUGAAACUGCGAUAUAAUGUUUUGUGCCCAACAAUAGGACAUGUUGAAGUGUGGAUUUCGUGAGGGAUUCUCGUUGGAGAGAGAUGCUGUGGUCCAUUAAUUUUCUGGCACACUAGUUAAGCAUCAUUCACUAAAUGAGGGCUUCUGUCUAUCUGGCAGGUGGUUUGGACACAAGUAAAAAGUGAAAGAGUUGAUCCAUGAACUUCCCCUUUCCUGGAUUAGGUCUGAAGAGGAAGUCACUUUGUCGAGCACCAUAAUUUGAUCUGCAUCUUCACUGGACAAACUCAGUACACUCAUCUUCAGGACACAACUCCUUCUCCUCCCCUCAUUUGAACCAGGAUGGUUCCCCCACCUCCCACCAACAAGCCACAUGUGUGCCUGUCCACCAUCCUCAUCAUGAGUAGCAUGGCACUGAUUGAUGCCUACCUUGUGGAGCAGAACCACGGCCCACGUAAGAUCGGCAUCUGCAUCAUGGUGAUGGUGGGAGACAUCUGCUUUCUGAUUGUCCUGCGCUAUGUGGCCGUGUGGGUGGGGGCUGAGGUGCGCACAGCCAAACGAGGGUAUGCCAUGAUCCUUUGGUUCCUCUACAUCUUUGUGCUGGAGAUCAAGGUCUACUUUGUGUAUCAGAACUAUAAGGCUGACAGGAAGAGCCUGGAUGCUCUUGCCAGGAAGGCACUAACACUGCUGCUCUCCAUCUGCAUUCCAGUGCUUUUUGUGGUGUUGGUGGCUAUUGACCACAUGGAGUAUGUGCGUGCCUUCAAGAAGCGCGAGGAGAUACGCAAUCGACUCUUCUGGGUGGUGGUGGACUUGCUCGACAUCCUGGACAUUCAAGCCAACCUGUGGGAGCCCCAGAAGAAGGGCCUCCCUCUAUGGGCGGAGGGCUUGAUGUUUUUUUACUGCUACAUCCUCCUCCUAGUGCUACCUUGUGUCUCUUUGAGUGAAAUCAGCAUGCAAGGUAUCAACAUUGUGCCCCAUAAGAUGCUCCUGUACCCAAUCCUCAGCCUGGUGACUAUAAACAUAAUCACACUCUUUAUCCGUGGUGGCAACAUGAUUUUGUACAGGGAUGUGAGGGUCUCGGGGAUCCUCAUUGGAAAGAACAUACUGGCCAUCAUCAUAAAGACCUGCAGCUUUGUCCAGUACAGGAGACAGUUACAGAGUGCCCCUCCUGCUUUUGGGGUUGAGCUGCAGAAAAACUCAUUGGCCAAUGCUCGCCCUGCCCCCGCCACUCCCCAAGCAGUCAUUCAGGAUCAGACACCCCUGCCCGAGGUGACAACAUGUGAGCACACGUGACAAAACACUCAGCAGGACCCCAAGAUGCUGGCACGGCACAAUGUUUAACACUUUUUAGGUCACGAAAACAAUCAUCGGAAAACACUGAAGACUGAUAUGCACUUAAGAUGUUUAGCCAGCAUCUCCUGUUCUGUCAUGUUGCAAAAUCCGUCUCUUGUGACUUGGUUGAAACGCUUUCCUCCUGUGAAUUCUGUUGAUUGUGUUUCCUUCUGAUGGUACAACAGGAAAAAAAAACAUGUAUACUAGAGUAUAUAUUUUUCAACUGGCUGUUGCAUUCUCACUGUGCGACGUGGUGUGUAUUUCUGUUGCUUGAAUCCUCUUUGUAGUCGAGGGCUUUAUAAUAAAACUUAAGCAAACAAUGAAGGAAUCCAAGUAAUGUGAAAAAAAACUGUUCAAAUGAUGACACGUGUCUUUUCUAUGUGACCUUUUGAUAGUGUACUGCCCUUCUUCUGUGAGAACAGUGUGUGCAUCACACAAUA
Molecule: messenger RNA, 2669 nt
Organism: Syngnathoides biaculeatus (alligator pipefish)
Lineage: Eukaryota; Metazoa; Chordata; Actinopteri; Syngnathiformes; Syngnathidae
Product: transmembrane protein 121
Exons: 2
Coding region: 1240-2190 (316 amino acids)
Source: RefSeq, a predicted model, not a curated record